This is a messenger RNA of Linum tenue, 2170 nucleotides long. NCBI's taxonomy places the organism in Eukaryota, Viridiplantae, Streptophyta, Magnoliopsida, Malpighiales, Linaceae. The record is from the annotation of a GenBank genome assembly.
GCCGCCGGCAAUUAGGCUAACAAGAACCCACAACGGAGAGAGUCUGGCGUUUUGUAAUUCGAUUGCCAGAAGCUUGAAUUGAGCUUUCAUUCACGCAAUUCUUAGAAGUCUACUAAAAGAGAAGAGAUGCAGACAUACCUGAAGCUGUGAAAAAUCUGAUAACGAAUCGGUAGAACUCCUGCUAUUACUAUUGCUACUGUCCUUGGUUGCCCUCCCACCAGCUGUACUGGUUAUCCGAACAACCGCCGGGUCGUUAGGUGGCGGCGGCAACGGCGUCCUUAUCUUGCCGGCCGCAGCCGGAGGUGGGGCAAGGCUCAACGGUUUAGCCUUCCCUGUCGCUGCAGUCCCGCCGGCUAAUCCCGCAGCAGACAGCAUUCCGGUUCCACUGCUAGUCGGCUUAGGCUUUACAUUUAUCCGAAUCGUCUCCCCUUCCUUGAGCCGGUGAUUUACGGCGGGGUGGAUGUCGAUGCCGUCGGCAGCACCGGCGGCACUGCUCUCCCCGGUUUCCUUGUCGUGCUCCCUGCGGACGUACUUCUCGUGAUCGGAGAGGGCGACGUUGAAAUCGAACGCCUCGUUCCGCUCGGCGAACCCCAGGCCGAUGAAGGCGUGCUUCCCUGCGCCGUCCUCGAUCUUGAGCACGAAGUAGCGCGACGAGUCCAGCACCGGCUCCACCGACGUCUCCCGCUGCCCCCGCGGGACGAAGCAGGCCGCGAACAGAUCCCCUGAGUUCGGAUCCUCCAGCCGGAUCUCGCACCGCUCCUUGCAGGAAACGACCCGGAGCCGCCCCGACCAGAUCUUGUCCGACUGCAGCCACUCCCCGCACUUGUAGCCGCCGGAGGUGGAACGCGGCGGGAUUUUGUACACCGCCACCUCCCGGACCACCAGCAGGGUGUGCUCGAACGAUUCUUCGUCCUCCUCGAACGACAUCGUAUUCCUUCCUUCUGCUGCCAACUCUCUCUCUCUCACUUGAGCUGCCCUCUCUUUCUUUCUCUCUCUCUCUAUACCACGCGCACAAAAAUGGAGCAGAGAGAGAAGGCCGGGGAUUUGAAGGAUACGUUUCCUGGCCAAGCGAGAGAUGGCGAAUCGCUGAGACGUGGGUUUGAAGAGUGUGGCUGAUUGGUCAACUGUCGUGCACCAGAGAAGAGAAAAGAAAGAAGAAGGUUCUAUUACCGAUUUACCCCUCCUUGGUUUCCGGCAAGAUUUUACGCUACGCGUUUCCGCACUUUUUUCUCCUUCAAGGCUUUUCGUUUUGGGCCCCAGAUUACAUCUGGGCCGCAGGCCCAAUUCUCCUCAGUUUAAAACCCUAAAAACCCUAGCAUUCCCCCAAGUUUCUGACUUCUGAGCUUGUUCGUCAACUUUGCUGGGAUUUUGCCGAGAAUCGCCUUCUGCCUGCGUCUGUGUUUACUGGUGUUGACAGCGGAGAUUCACGAUGUUGCUUCAGUGCUACAUAAACGAGAAUGGUGAUAAAGUCUACACCACCAAGAAAGAAUCGCCGCAUGGAUUGCCUACGCAGUCUGCUCAUCCUGGCUCGCUUCUCUCCCGAUGACAAAUACGCAAGGCAGAGGUAUCUGCUGAAGAAGCGGUUUGGGUUGCUGCCAACACAGCAGCCUCCUCAGAAGUACUGAGAAUGGUUUUUGGGUCUAAAACAUGAUGCAGUAAAGGUUUAUCUGACCCACACAGGUCUUCCUCUUGCUAUUUGGAUUGGACAGUUGGCCAUUUGUAUGGUCUUUCGGAUGUAGCUGUGUAAUAGCUUUCAGAAUGUGGGUGCUCAACGGUUUGGAUUCUCUAUCAAGAUGGAUAUCUGGAGCUCUGACUCUGUAAUGCUUGAAGCCAGUUGUGUAAUCUAGAUGUUUGGACUCUUGCAGGUUUUGCAGCUAUGCGUGUUAUUUUAUUUCGUGUCAUUGGUAUGGCUUUUGUGGUUGCUGAUAUAACUAACCAGGCUGUGGGUCCAUGGAAGUAAGCAUUUUAUUGAUAACUGGAUCAGAGCUCAGCCUAUUGACCGGGUUGGCAUAGUGAGGGGCUGCAAUUGAACAAAUUUGCUUGCGAGCAAUUCCCAUUCAAAAUGGGAAGAACUUAUUCGGUACUUGAGUCGUGGGUUGUCUCUUUGAAUAAGUUGAUUUGUGAGUUGUCUUGUUUACAAAUCGGUCAAAUUCAUGCUAAAUUAUGCUUA